CUCUUAUUCGAAAUACAUACUCUAUGACUAUAGCAUCGAACGCAUUCAACGUUCUAUGUCUCAAUUAAACCAUUUUGAUUUAAGGAAGCAUUGUUAUCUAUCGUAAAGCUUAAAAGUUAUUUAUCGUUAUUGAAAAUGUAUCCGCUUACCGAGGGAUCAAUAGAUAAAAUCAUGAACGGCAUUGAUGUUGACAAGCCGGUAUUACAAAUAUUGGGAAACAAAAAACUGGCAAGCUCAAGUAGUGGAGAACGUUAUAGACUACUUGUAUCCGAUGGAAAAAGAAUAAAUUCGUUCACAAUGUUGGCCACACAGUUAAAUUCAAUGAUCACAGAUAACAUAUUAACGGAAUUUUCCAUUUGUCAAAUAAAUAGAUAUGCGAUAAGUAUGGUGAACAAUGCAGGAAAACAAAAACGUGUGAUGGUGAUAUUAAAUAUAGAAGUAAAAGUUCCUGGUGAAGAGGUUGGUCAAAAAAUUGGAAACCCAACUAAUGCUGAAUCCGAAGGUGAUUCUAAACAAGCACCAUCUACACAGCCUGCAAAAUCUCCACCUCGACAAUGGAAUGAUUUUAUGCAAAAACAAAGUACACCUCAAGCUUCUGCCAAUAACGUAACAACAACUCCGAUUGUUGCAUUGAGUCCUUAUCAAAAUAGAUGGGUAAUAAAAGCACGAGUUAUCAGCAAAUCCAAUAUCAGAACAUGGAGCAACUCGCGCGGCGAAGGAAAAUUGUUUUCCAUGGAUCUGGUUGAUGAGAGUGGAGAAAUUAGAUGUACAGCGUUCAGAGAUCAAUGCGACAAAUUUUAUGAUAUGCUCGAGGUUGGCAAAGUGUAUUAUCUUUCUAGAGCAACUUUGAAAUCAGCAAACAAGCAAUUCAACAAUCUGAAAAACGAUUACGAAAUGACUCUAACUGGAGAUACAGAAAUCAUUCCAUGUCAUGACGCUGGAAAUGAUAUUCCUUCUCUUCAGUUUAACUUUUCACUAAUAUCUGAUAUAGAAACGAAAGAGAAGAAUGAUAUACUAGAUAUUUUGGGAGUUGCUAAGUCCUGUAGCGAGGUCCAAACAUUGACAGCACGAACCACGGGUAAAGAACUAAAGAAAAGAGAUAUUAAUCUUGUUGAUGAAAGCAAUACAAUGGUCUGCCUUACAUUGUGGGAUUUACAAGCCGAGAACUUUGACGGGUCUAUGAAUCCGGUAUUGGCAAUCAAAGGAGCACGAGUUGGUGAAUUCAAUGGCGGAAAAAAUCUGUCCGCUAUAAGUUCUACAGUGAUCCAAAUUGAUCCAGAUAUUCCAGCAGCACAUAAAUUACGUGGUUGGUUCAACACGGUUGGACGCAACGAAGAAGUAAAAUCAAUAUCUAGAACACUUGGUAGUGGUGCUAGUAGUCAGAGUAGUUCAUGGAUAACAAUCCGUGAAGCCAAGAAUUCGGAAACGGGAGUUAAGAAUAUGGAAAUAUUCACAGUGAAGGCGAUGGUGAAUAUGAUUCGUGUAGAAAAUGCUAUUUACAAAUCAUGUCCUAUUGAAGGCUGUAAGAAGAAGCUGAUCGAUCAAGCUAACGAUAUGUACAGAUGCGAGAAAUGUGGCAAAGAUUACCCUAAUUACAAAUAUCGUUUACUGGCUGGCAUAAAUUUGGCCGACUGGACAGACCAUCAAUGGAUUACAGCAUUUAGCGAUGAAGCAGAAAAGAUAUUAAAUGGCACAGCUCAGGAACUUGGAGAAUUAUAUGAGAAUGAUAACAGUACAUUCCUCGAAAAAAUUGGUGAUGCAACGUUUAAGACUUUCGUAUUUAAACUUAAAGCGAAACUAGAAGUAUUCAGUGAUGAACAGAGAAUGAAAGUAACUUGUUUGGAUGUGACUCCGAUAGAUUACGUGCAGUACAACAGUCAUUUAAUAACUCAAUUGAACGAACUACUUGGUAUCGAAAAGUUUUGAAGUUCAUUUCUAGUUACCUUAUAUGUAUUAAAAAAAAAAAAAACGUAUUUUCUUAUAUCAUUAAUUUCUUGUAUAUUUAAUAGAGUUAAGUGUAUUUUCUUUUGUAAAUGAAAAAAAGCAAGACUAUUUCAUUUGUCUAUUA
Molecule: messenger RNA, 2068 nt
Organism: Megalopta genalis
Lineage: Eukaryota; Metazoa; Arthropoda; Insecta; Hymenoptera; Halictidae
Gene: RpA-70
Product: replication protein A 70
Biological process (GO): DNA repair; DNA replication; DNA recombination
Cellular component (GO): nucleus
Molecular function (GO): DNA binding
Source: RefSeq, a predicted model, not a curated record